Molecule: messenger RNA, 2693 nt
Organism: Formica exsecta
Lineage: Eukaryota; Metazoa; Arthropoda; Insecta; Hymenoptera; Formicidae
Gene: TpnCI
Product: troponin C-like
Exons: 6
Coding region: 191-670 (159 amino acids)
Molecular function (GO): enzyme regulator activity; calcium ion binding
Source: RefSeq, a predicted model, not a curated record
UUACCGCGGCAUCGCGUCGUCUCGCGGCAGUGCGUUUAAUCGGUGGCCCGCAAAAGAGAUUCUCUAUUCUUCCUUUGGAAUUGCUCGUUUUCAUUUGCUCUAACUCGGACGUGUCAGGCAAUUGCGAGACUGCACAGUAAUAUCUUGGUGUUUUAAGUAGAAUAAAAAAAGUCCAUAUCGCGCCACCAUCAUGGUAUGUUCUAUCGAUGAUAUUGCUGACGAACUGCCGGCGGAACAAAUUGCCGUUCUGCGCAAAGCUUUCGACAGCUUCGACAGGGACAAGAGCGGCAGCAUCCCCACUGACAUGGUAGCCGAUAUUCUUCGGCUAAUGGGCCAACCGUUCAACAAGAAAAUUUUGGACGAACUCAUCGAUGAAGUUGAUGCCGAUAAAUCUGGACGGCUUGAGUUUGAGGAAUUCGUCACGUUGGCGGCGAAAUUUAUUGUUGAGGAAGACGCAGAAGCUCUGGAAAAGGAACUUCGAGAGGCUUUCAGACUCUACGACAAGGAAGGUAAUGGCUACAUCCCAACGACGUGCUUACGUGAGAUCCUGAGAGAAUUGGAUGAUCAAUUGACGAAUGAAGAAUUGGACAUGAUGAUCGAAGAGAUUGACUCUGAUGGCUCCGGUACAGUUGAUUUCGACGAGUUUAUGGAGAUGAUGACCGGCGAAUAGUUACCUCGAAUGAAUGGUGAACUGCUUUUGGAUCCAAAGACAUAUGUGCAUGCAAUCAUUACAUUGAACUGAUCAUUCACAUGUUUAUGAUGAUGACGAAUCAAUGCGCAGGAAAAAAAUUUAUUCGUACAAAUAUCCUUCCAUUUUGUGAUUAGUCAUCGAAAGAAAAUUCCUGCCAUGAACAUUACAUCGAAUGAAUAUUCCCUGCUUUUAUACACACGUCAUAUUUAUUAUGGUAAACAAAUUUUACUUUCAUAUACUAAACCCUUAGAGUUUUUUUUUUGUUAAAAAAAUCAAUAUAUUUAUUGUUAUUAAUAAAACAAGAUAAAAAUCUUAUAUUUUCUGUUGUUUGACAAUACGAAUAAUUUUCCUCUUAUGCGCGUGUGUUUCGUUAUACGAGACGAGAAAUUUUUAAUGUUUCUCGACUUAAAUCUGAACCUGAAAUUUCUACACUUAAGUAAAUCUCUUUUUUCAUGUUAGUUCGACUCUGAGGCUGUUCAAUAUAGAAAACAUAUACCUACUUUUAUCAUAUUAUUUUUUAACGACAUUUUUUAGUCCAUUUGUAAAACUAAAUGUAACGCAAAUUAUGUAAUCUAACAUCUAUUUUUGUCCAGUUUGUUUAUAUAUAUAUUUGUCUAUAUAUUUUGUUUAUAUAUAUUUCUUUUAUUUUCCUAGUUUUUAGACAUGGAGAAAUACUUUAUUUCUGAGUGCUUCUUAACAAUAUUCCGAUCAUACAAAUAUCUCGAAUAGUUAUAUCUGUCAUUAUAACUAUUAUAAAUUUUACUAUUACUAAUAUAAAUUUUACUAUUACUAAUAUAAGUUUUCUAUUGAAUAAUUAGGUUAAAUCAUGAAUUACUAAUGAUGAGAAAAAGAGGAAAUGUCAAUACCUUGCCUGAGGAUUAUCAGCUAAACUUUUUAUUUAUUUAACAUUCAAUUAAUCACAAUAAAUUUGAGAUUCCUUUAUAAUUGACAUGUUGACAGUUGCAAACAUAACAUAGAAUAACAUGCUUCAAAAAAUAUAGUCACUAAUUAUAGACUAGCAAGUUUACCGAUAGCACAGUGGCACCUAGUAAGUCUUAUAAGUAAAUUCACGAGAAAGUUUUCCUAUCUAAACUUUAUUUUAUAUAAUUAAAACAAUUUUUAAAUAACGGCAUUGUAUUCAGAUGUGAAAGUACUUGUCUUACUGAAAAAUAAGCUAUAUAUAAACUAGAAUUUAAUUUCUAUGACUUAGAAUAUUAUUCUGACACAUAUAUGUGGACUAGAUUAUAUAUAUUUUACGAAGAAAUACUGCUAUAUAUAAUUUUAUAUAAUUGAUUUUUAUCCAUCUUUUAACAAUACAUACAGAGAUAUAUGUAUAUCAGCUGUAUGUUUAUAUUAAACUUUAUCUCUCAAUACAUAAUCUCUAUAUAUAAAUUAAUAUGGAGAUUAAUUAUACAACUACUAAAGAUAUAAUUUAGUUAUGCAAAUAUUGGAAUGCUUUUAAAUAUCAAUGGUCCUCGUAAUAAGAGUGAAAAGGACUUCUUCGUUAUUUCAUGUGUUAUAUAUAAAUAAUGCGUUAUAUAUAAUAAUUUUGCGCGAAAUAGUUAUCUCUUCACUCUAAAUACUUAUAAUUUCAUCUAAAUAUAUUACAACAAACGACAUCUUGUAGCACCACAACCGAAUGAAGACAUUUAUGGCAGUCAUAAAACAUAUCGUCGAUAUUUCGUGAAUUGUGCGCAUUUCGCUAUUUCCUUUACUAAUUGUAAGAUUAAAAUAAAAUAAGCCAGGACUAACAAAAACUCAUUGCGUGAGUUUGAUUUCUUUUUAAUAAAUUCACAGAUCUAUACUUAGACGAGAGUUUGCAAGUCAUCUUCCUCUAAAUCUUGAUCAGAGGAUGAAAUUAAAUGUCACAUCUUAAAUAAAUGUGGAAAUUCGUUGCUAAUUUCGCGUACUACUUUCUGAUCUUCUUGGCUCUCUGUUGUUUCCUCACAGAAUAUUCUAGGACAGAAUACAAAAUGUAAUAAAAUAAAAUUUGAUACAAAAA